AUGAAAAAGGAAUGGGUGAAAGGAGAGAUAGAGAGGGAUGUAGAGAGAAGAGCAGGAAGAAAGGAGAUGAAGAAGAAGGGAGGGAUAAGAGAUGAAAAGGGCUACAUUAAAGAAGAGAUAAAGAAAGUGGGAUGUUUCACGGUGUUUGUGUCAGUGUGGCUCUUUGAGGUCAUCAUCCUGCUGUCACUGUUAGUUGGAGCGUUUUACAUCUACACCAGAAUCUUCAAGAAACAGAGAGCAGCUGCGACUGCAGUGUCCUCAGUGGAAGUGGAAGACAGCUGCUUCUCCAGUUUGAAAAGGAGAGUGUCCUGUUCCUCUGAUGGAGACCAGCUCCACAUCAGCUGGACACUUAGUGGAUUGGCACUUGGAUACCAGCUGGUUGAUGGGAACAAGACUCUUUUAUUGGAUAGAGAUGAUGCUGGAAAUUUCACGUGCUAUGUGCAAAAUCAUGUUAGCCAUGGAGAAAACACUGCUAAACUGAGCCAGUGCCCUGACUGGCUGAUGAUCCCUCAUUACAGAUUUAAUCAGAUUGAUCCAUGUCAUGGAGCUGUUGGACACUCACUGUACCUGCAGCUGAUAUCCAAGGCUGAUCAGUUGAUCUUAACGAAGAACAACCGUGGAGCUGAUCCUGAUCACAUUUUCAGAUUUAGAAAUCAAAAAAUCACAUUACACCAUCCAGAUUAUCAAAGGUGGCAUUUUGUUACUGAUAGCAGAACCAUAAUAAUAAUCAGUGCAGAGAAAAGAGACUCAGGAAGAUACAUUUUAGAUACAUUUGAUUCAAGAGGGACAUCACAGGGCAUUUAUCAUCUCCAGCUGAUUACUGAAGCCACAGUGUCCUCUGUGGAAGUGACUGACAGCUAUUUCUCAAGUGAGAAGAGGAGAGUGUCCUGUUCCUCUGAUGGAGACUCCCUCCACUUCAUCUGGACUCUGAGUGAAAUCGCACAAGUGGCUGAUGGGAACAAGACUCUUCUGCUGGAUAAAGUUGGGAAUGUCACCUGCCAUGUAAAGAACCAUGUUAGCCACGGACACAAAACUAUUGAAUUACAAAAGUGCCCUGGUUUCAUAGUGUUUGUGUCAGUGUGGCUCUUUGAGGUCAUCAUCCUGCUGUCCCUGUUAGUUGGAGCAUUUUACAUCUACACCAGAAUCUACAAGAAACGCAGAGCAGCUGAAAUCUUAACCAGAGAAGAAGGUAGCCGCACUGUUCUUCUUCCAUUUUCUGCCUGAGGGGACCCUUCAACAUCAACUCGGUGCUGGCAAAAUCUCCUCCAAGCGUCUGCUUAGUUCAAAGAUUCCCAGUCCAUGGUUGACACUGGAACUGGAACUACUUUUUUGGCAUCCAAGAACUGACUCUCCUCUAAACAUGACAUAUAUGAGUUGUGGUUGAAAUUUGUGUAUGCACCUGAAAAUCUGACUGCAGUCACCUCAUCAAAGUUGGCCACCCUGGCUAGGCUAGAGAAGCCAUCUAGCAGUAGCCUAGCUAGGAGGUACCAAAUACCACCGGACACUCCAACACCUGCCAUUCAACUUUGCUUACUUAGAUUUCACUAAUUAUCAUCUAAACUUAUGCCAGUCUAGCUUUGGUUAGCCAUAAUUGACCUGGUCAGGUAAUGAGCAGAGAUGGUAGCAUGCUAAACUAAUGCUCUUGAGCUUCUCUCUCCUAACUAGCAUCACUUUUUUACAUUUAGCAAAAUUUGUUAGGCUUAUUGUUUUUUUGUUU
This is a messenger RNA of Colossoma macropomum (tambaqui), 1717 nucleotides long. RefSeq lists its product as uncharacterized. The coding region runs from base 1 to 1224 and encodes 407 amino acids. Lineage: Eukaryota; Metazoa; Chordata; Actinopteri; Characiformes; Serrasalmidae. The transcript is spliced from 7 exons. The record is from RefSeq and is a predicted model, not a curated record.